CCACUUGAAUGCAAGUUUCAGUUGGGAGAGUGUAGAAAAAUUGUCUUAGGAAGUAGGCGGCUGGCAGAAUGUAUUGUGCAACGUGUAUACUACGGUUGAGAUUUUGAUUGUUCAUACGUUUAACUCUGACGAAAGCAAGGAUGAUCACAGCGAUGAUGAUGAGAAUGAAUUCUUUGAUGCCAUAGAGCAGUUUCAGUUCACAACCUCUGUUCAGCUGCCAAGAGACAAUUCUAAUAUACAUCAUAGGAGAACACCCAGCGAGGGGAGUGUGGCAAGCACUGAAGCCAGCAGUGGAGAAGAGAUGCAGCCGGGGGUAGAGGCAGUCGUCCAGAUUAGCAAGUUGGAUGAGGGAAACAAUCUACCACACCGGUUGAAGACACAGCCCAAAGUAGGACCAAUGGUGAAACAGAGGCGUAAGAAGAUCCCUGAGAAACCCAACCAGAGUCUGAGUCUCUGGAGUAUUAUCAAGAACUGUAUCGGCAAGGAACUAUCCAGGAUACCCAUGCCGGUCAACUUUAACGAGCCGCUUUCCAUGCUCCAGCGGCUGACAGAGGAUGUGUUUUACAGUGACCUCCUCAACAUGGCUGCCCAGUGUGAUGACACCUGUGAGGAGAUGGCAUACGUAGCAGCAUUCAUCACAUCAGCAUAUGCUGAGACGUCGGUUCGUACGACCAAGCCAUUCAAUCCCCUCCUCGGAGAGACAUUCGAGUGCGAUAGGAUGGACGACUUAGGGUGGAGAGCAAUAAGUGAACAGGUGAGUCACCAUCCGCCUGCAGCAGCGUUUCAUGUAGAGAGUAAAGACUGGACGCUGUGGAUGGAAACCACCAUCAGCAGCAAGUUCCGUGGAAAGUACCUCCAGAUCUUCCCUCAGGGCACCGCCCAUAUCUCCUUCAAGAAGUCUGGUAGUCACUACACCUAUACCAGAGUUACAGUCACCGUCCAUAACAUCAUUGUAGGAAAACUAUGGGUUGACCAGUCUGGUGAAUGCGAGCUUCUUAAUCAUACAACCAAAGAUGUCUGUCGACUAAACUUUAAACCCACCAGCUACUUUUCUAGAGAUGUCCCAAGGAAGGUAACUGGUGUAAUCAUGGAUGGCAACAAUACAGCCAAAUAUGUGUUAUCAGGGACAUGGGAUAAGAAGAUGGAAUGUGCAGAGGUGCAGAACAUCACGAUAGAGAAAUCAGGUCGGGGCAAGCCGGUCUACAACUGUGGGGCAACCAAAGUACUCUGGCAGAGGAAUCCUCCUAUGCCAAACUGUGAGCUGAUGUACAACUUCAACGAGCUGGCUGUGACCAUGAAUGAGCCCGAUGAUGAUGUGGCGCCCACGGACAGCAGGAACAGGCCAGACCAGCGUCUGAUGGAAGAUGGUUACUGGGAUGAGGCCAACCAGGAGAAACUCAGGCUAGAGGAUAAGCAGAGGUCAAAGAGAAAAAAGAGGGAAUCGGAAGCAGCACUUGCUGCUGAAGCAGGUAAACCAUACGAAGGCUACCGACCAGUGUGGUUUGAACGACGAAUGGACCAGAUCACAAAAUCCAUGGCAUAUACAUAUAAAGGAGACUACUGGGGCUGCAAAGAAAAGCAAGAAUGGAACAUUUGCCCAGAUAUAUUUUGAUGUGAACUCUGUCAGCCUCUCUUUUUGAUUUUUCUUCCUCGUUCGCAAAAAACUGAUUGAUUAUCAGCUGCUGAGAACGACGUGAUCCUCAAUUUUUAACGGAGUGGUGAUGACUUCCUAAGCAGGUUUAACAGCGGAUGCUGCAUGCCAGAGGAUCUUUGCAAAGGAAUAUAUGAAUUCCUUAUGUUCGACGUCAUCUUGGAAUGCAGGUCUUUAAAUGGGCAAUUAAUGAAACUUGUGAAAUGGUAAUGAGCAUCAUAUUUUGAAAUAGAGGAAUGGUAGAGUGAUGCUAUAAGUGGACCACAAUGGCUUCAGACGGUUUUACUAAAAAUGAGUUGGAUUUUAAAGGCUUAUUAAGAAAUGAAGAUUUAUCUAUGUGCAUUUGGAGAUUUUUUUUCUCAGAGAUAUACUAUGUGGAAUUAUGUGAUUAUGACAUGGAUGUCAAAUAGAAGCAGCUUUGGAUAAUGUGAAUGACUCCUAUGGAGAGAAAGGAUGUAUAUGACGAAAAACUUUCCGAAGGAUGAUCUCAAAAUGAGUGACGAUCGUUCCAAUUAUAUCCUUCCUUUGAUGUGAGAGAUUAACUUAGUUUAAUCUGAAAUAGAGAUUAUAUAUGGAUCAUGUUUUUUUUUGUCUGUAUUACAUUGAGUGCAUAUUGGGUUGCCAUUUAGACACACUCUUGCAAAGCUCAGUGAGUAUAUAUGAAGAAGAAAUAUCUAAUGACACCAAAUCAGUUUUUUUUUAUAUGAAGUAAAUUCCCUGAAUAACUUUUGGCUUAGCCAUGCACAGGGAAUUUAUAGAAGUUUAUAGAUAUUUGAUAUUUCUUACAUUGCAUUAUGUUGGAAAUGAUAUUGUCCCGAUUCUUUCAAUAUUUGAAGAAUACUGUUAUUGUGUUAGAUCUCCAUUACCCCAAGUUAAGUAUUCAUAUUGAAUUCUGCCCGAUUGUAGUAUAUGAAUCUAUUUCUAUUUACUAUUGCAAUUCCAUUUUAUAAGUACGCUGUGUGAGGCAAAUUGUAGUAUCCAUAUUGCACAAUUUAUUCUGCUGUAUACCUUAUGGAUGUGAUAUACUAAAUUUUAUUGAAGCAGUAUUUCAUUUUCAACAAAUGUAUAUGUGUGGAUUUGCUUAUUAUUUGCUUUAAAACAGCAAUAUUCAAGGUAGGAUUAGAAACCAAAUAUUAUUGAUAUGUUUAUAUUUUUUUUGGAGAAAUUAAUUUGAAGUAGAGAGAGAGAGAGGGAGACAGACAUAGAGACAAAGAAAAGGGAGAGGGGAGGGGGAUAUUAAUUGACACAGUAAGUGAAUGUGACACAAUUAUAGCACUGACAUACUCACUAAUUGUGUGAGAAUUGUCAAAGCAAAGCUGCAUGCACUAGUUGUUCUUUUGUACCUCUCUCACCCUCUCUCUUUCUCUUCUUGUGUUUUUUCAUCUCUUCUUUUACCUCCCUGUCCAUCUAUUUGUAUGUGUUUCACUCUCACUAUAUAUAUCUAUCUUCUCUAUCGUAUCCUCCCCCUCUCUCUAUAUCUUAUUCAUUCACUCUUCUUUUAUCUGUUGGAAAGUGAUAUAUUCUGUGAGUGAUCUAAGCAAAAUGUGCUUUUCAUUAAGCAUUUUGAAUUAUUCUCUUCAUAUUGUGCUAUAACAUGCCUAAUACUACUCAAAUUUUAUAUACUUUGCGUUGUGCUAUCAUCCAUAGCUUCCUGUAGCAUAUUUGUGCUUCACAUAUUUUCUUUCUUUCCUAUUUCUUCUAUCUCUUUCCCCCUUUAUUUCUCAAAUCAUAUGACAGUUUUAUCAGAGGGUGAAAUUCUGAAAUUUCAUUUCCAUAAAAUUCAUAUAUUUAUGUUACUCUAACAAAGAAUAAGAUUAAAUAGUUAUAUGAAUGUGCAAUUCGUAUUUGUAAUAAAAUUUGGAAGUUGCAUAAAUGGAAUACAAUGUGAUAAAUUAUGAUAUAGAUAGCAUUAACUAAACACUUAAAGAGUUUGCUAAGAACUUUAUAAUUUUAAUCAUACACUAGCACAAAAAUAAAAAAUAUUCAUCUGUAAUGGACUGUUGAAAGUAUGUUACACUGUAAAUUCAUUUAUUUGGAAUAUAACUUUUGCUACUGUUUUACACAAUUGUUAAAUUUCCUCCAGAAAAACGGCCUCUUUCCACUAAUCAUACUAAAUAAAGGAUGAUUUCAUUAGAAUAUUGUCCAGAAAAUUAACACAAUCUCUUCUAAAUUCUCAGCCAGCUUUGUACAUUCUUUAUUUGAGCAAUACACGUUAUUACAUGUAUAUCAUUUUGUUUUGUUUAUGUGAUAUAUCCUCUUCUUGUGGAAUGCCUCCAUCUUAUUGCUAAGUUUCAAUAAAGCAUAUUCUGACACUUCAAUGUUUUGUUGAAGAUCAUAUCAUAGCCACUAUGCUAAAGGAAACCCUCACUGGACUGUUAUUAGAAGUUCUUCCUACAUGUGUUUGUAUACUUUCAUGUACAUGGUUGCUGAAAUGUGAUUCUUAAACACUAAUCAUUAACUUUACAACAUUUUAAUCACAAAAAUGUCAAUUUUAUUUGAAAUGACUUUAGUUUGCUUCUAAACGAUCGAUAAAUCGUUUUAAAUUGUUAUUUUUCUUUCAUGCAUUCUAUUGAUAAUGGCUACAUUUAAAGAUGUAGACCUUGCAGCUGUCCACAUAGUAUGAUUUCAAUAAAGGUGUUGGUGUUUGGUGUUAAUGUUUAGCAAGUGAAUAAGGCUACUGAGCUGAGCUCAUACACCAAAUUCAAGUUUAGGAGAUGAUAGUAUGGUGAUAUAUAUUCACGGCUUACCACUAAGUAAUGGCAUUCACAAUCAUUUCAAGUUUGGUGUUAAUUUUGUCCACCACCAGCUUUAACACCAAAUUAAAAUAUUGCCUAUUUCAUGGUUCAUGGCUCCCAUACUAAGUGGCAUUUCUUCUAGUUUAUUUACUGUGUGUGAUUUCCUUAACCUCAGGAUUUGUCUUAUAAUUCUAGUAUUAAAUUAAAUGAUUAGCUGUUUAACAGUAAACAAAGAGGAGAGGUUCAUCCUGACAUAAGUUUAUUUCAAAUGGAAGUGGAAAUCAUUACCCAUCAAGUGAUUCAAUACACAAAUUCUCAAUGGGAUGAAUUUAACCAAAGUAACAGAAGUAUUGCUCUUUAUUAUAAAUCAGUUGUGUAUGGCAAUGGUGUAUGAAUCUACCCAUGGGUCCCGUAACACAAAGGUUAGCGAUUAAUUGUAUGCUUGAUUUUCACUUUGAUUGUACAUCGGAAAGUAUGGGUUGAUGUUUCUGAGGGAGUGAUUAAUCAAAUUUAAACACAAAUCGGCCACUGAUGUGUUGUCCAAUUUUAUCUCUUUUAUUUCCUUUUUUUUUCUUUUCUGUGCUUCCAUUGAAAGAAACAUUUUUUCAUGGUGAACUUCCCCUUAAAGAGUAGAAAAUCUAAAUGAUAAUCUCUGAGAAAAGAGAAGUUAGCACAGGUAUAAAUAUGAGCUACCUGAAGUAGUAUGUGUGGAGUUACAUGCUAAAAUAUAUCUGUUAUAAGCUACUGAAAUAAUGGAAUCUGAUUGGCUGAGAGCAAUGUUAUAAAAAAGAAAUGUAGUAAGGUGGGCUAUUGAUAACAAAUUAUAUGAUGGAGUGCGGCUGGAUGUAAUUCAAUUCAAUGCUGUCAUCAGAACUAUUUUACCUCUCAGUUCAAUACACAUAUUGAAAAACAAGUUAAAUGGGAUGAUAUGACAUGUUUAUUGUGCAUUAUUAUGCAUCUAAGUAUGGUUUGCGAUUCAAGGGGUAUUUUGCUAACAGAUUUUGGGAAAUUUCUGAUCCAAGAGAAAUUACAUUUAUUAUACUUAUUUUGAGUAAUAAAUUGCAUACCACUCCAUGUUCAAUUAGAAUACAUAUUGGUGAGCAAAGUUACAUGAUCUUGAAUAGUAGAAUUUGAGUUGAAUGGUAAGCAAGAUUCAGUAAAAGGCAAGUUUUAAACGUUGAUAUUAAGUAGUUUGGUGCAUCCACUUAAAUUAUUUUCUGCAAAGGAUAUGUAUACUUUACAUGUAUAUAUGCUUCCAUUUAAAUAAGCUUGAGUGCUGCAGGCCAAAACACCAUAUCACUGCACAUAAAAUGUACAUGUACGCAUAGUUUCAGUUGGAAAGAGGAACACUUAUCCUUUAUUAUGGUGUAUACCCUAAUUUUCGACGUGAAAUUCAUCAUUUUUCCAAUUUUCCUAAAGAAGUACUGUCAAAGUUCCAUUUUGUAUAUUUUAAUAAAUUUGACACUGAUUUUAUUUUUUACUAUUCAUGUACGAGACUAAAAUGAGUAAUGUGGUUGCUUGGUUUUGGGCAUGGUAGAUUUGGUAUUUAAAUCUAAAGUAAUCCUGAUUUACCCUUCAUCUUAUGAAAAAUGUUAGGAUUAGGAAAAUAUGGACCGCCCCCUUAGGUCAAUUAUUGAAGAAAAUUUGGAAUUUUCUUCAUUUAUUUACAUGAUAUAGUGUGUUUUUAUGAAGAAUAUAUUCCUACCAUGUUGAUGUAAUGUAUAAAAAGAAAAGAGAAUAACAGAUGAAUGUACAUGUAUUAAAUAAUUAAAAAUAUUAAUAUAAAAA
Molecule: messenger RNA, 6174 nt
Organism: Lytechinus pictus (painted urchin)
Lineage: Eukaryota; Metazoa; Echinodermata; Echinoidea; Temnopleuroida; Toxopneustidae
Product: oxysterol-binding protein 1-like
Exons: 10
Coding region: 302-1612 (436 amino acids)
Cellular component (GO): intracellular membrane-bounded organelle; plasma membrane; cytosol
Molecular function (GO): sterol binding
Source: RefSeq, a predicted model, not a curated record